AAACAGUCGAGUCCAGUUCAGUGUGUCUCGAUUGCUAGUGUAGUGCAGUACUAUUCGAAUUAAUACCAAAAAUUAAUUCCUUUGAGCGUGAAUCAUGAAACCAAUUAUUCUCAUCGUUAUCGCAUACGUGACCAUUGCCAGCGGUAAACUGCAAUGCGAUAUACGACCAUUACGUCUGCCAACAGAUUGGUUGGACAUGGAGGGAGGCUGUGUAGGUGCUGUGAAACGACAAAUUCAAGAAGAAAUCGAUGCUUCCAUCAAGUACAUGGCAAUGGGUGUACAUUUCUCUCAAGACGUGGUUAGUCGGCCUGGAUUUGCUGAGUUUUUCUUUCAAUCAGCUACGGAGAAGCGUGAACAGGCCGUCAAAUUAAUUGAAUAUUUGUUAAUGCGCACACCACUUAGCCAAGUGGCCGAUCUGAUAAAGGUCAAUGCACCGGAAGUAAAAUACUGGAAAGGAACAAUUGCCCUAGAAGACGCUUUGAAGACCGAGGCCGCCAUUACGAAGAAGAUCAAAUAUGUGAUACAGAAAUGUGAAGAAGACGAUCGGAGUAACGAUUAUCAUAUGGUGGACUUUUUGACCGUGGAAUUUUUGGACAAACAAUAUCAUGACCAACGCAAUUUGGCUGAGAAGAUUUCCACAUUGAAAAAGAUGAUGAAAUCGGCAAUCAACGAUUCGAUUGGAGAAUUUUUAUUCGACAAACAGUUUUUGGCUUAAAAAUAAAAACGACGCGAUGAUCAGUGGAUGUUGUCGUCCGAUCAAAUUGAGAGUAAUAAA
Messenger RNA from Bradysia coprophila, 775 nucleotides. Its product is annotated as ferritin heavy chain pseudogene. NCBI's taxonomy places the organism in Eukaryota, Metazoa, Arthropoda, Insecta, Diptera, Sciaridae. The record is from RefSeq and is a predicted model, not a curated record.